Molecule: messenger RNA, 2885 nt
Organism: Nilaparvata lugens (brown planthopper)
Lineage: Eukaryota; Metazoa; Arthropoda; Insecta; Hemiptera; Delphacidae
Product: zinc finger protein 271-like
Exons: 8
Coding region: 226-2853 (875 amino acids)
Biological process (GO): regulation of transcription by RNA polymerase II
Cellular component (GO): nucleus
Molecular function (GO): DNA-binding transcription factor activity, RNA polymerase II-specific; RNA polymerase II cis-regulatory region sequence-specific DNA binding
Source: RefSeq, a predicted model, not a curated record
UGCUAGGUAGGUGUAAUUUGUGUUCGAAUAGUGAAGUGAGACAUGUUGUGACAUUUCUGUUCCUGCUCAAAUUUUUCAUUGAAACUGAAAAGGUUUAUUUAUAGUAUAUCUUUCAGGUGUUUCAAUUUUGAUAUUAGUUAAGUUGUCUUAUCCAAAUUUAUCAAAAUAAAUUAUGAAUUGAUAUUAUAAGUAAAUACUUGGGUAGCUCUUGCCGCGGAUUCUGUCAUGAUUGAGGUAAACACUGUCAAUUUAAAGAAUUGUGGAGGUGUGGGAAACAGUAAUGAUGAAAGUCAUGUUGUCAACGAGUAUAUUUCCAACAACAUCAAGGAUGAAAUAGAGAUUGACGAAAAACCAUUUCAGUUUCCCAUGGAGGAUAUUCCUUGUAAUAUUGCUGUUGGUUCAGUAAAGCAUAUUCAGAAUGAAGAUGUAAACGUUGGUGUUGCCAAUAUUAACUUUAAAGCUGAAGAUGUGAAGAAUAAGAUAGAUAUCAAUGAAGGAAUUCGCAUAAAAGAGGAACUCGAAUUCGUUAAGAAAGAGUUCUUGAAUGAAGAUGCAGUGGACCCACUCCUACCAAAGGUAGAAGCCGACAAUUUCCAUGAAAACGAAUCACUGCAGGAGGAGAAAGAAAAGGAUGGCAAAGAAGAAGGAGAAGAAGCAAAACAAGAUGAUGAUGAUGAUGAUUUCUCUGAUCACAUCAAGGAUGAAAUAGAGAUUGACGAAAAACCAUUUCAGUUUCCCAUGAAGGAUAUUCCUCGUAAUAUUGCUGUUGGUUCAGUAAAGCAUAAUAUUCAGAAUGAAGAUGUAAUUGUUGAUGAUGCCAAUAUUAACUGCAAAGCUGAAAAUGUGAAGAAUAAGAUAGAUAUCAAUGAAGGAAUUCGCAUAAAAGAGGAACUCGCAUUCGUCAAGAAAGAGUUCUUGAAUGAAGAUGCAGUGGACCCACUCCUACCAAAGACUGAGCCUGUUGAACCCUAUGGUAUUAGCAAUUCUCAAAUGGAUAGUGACGAAUUCAAACACUUUGGCCAUGUGGCAGUUGUAAGUCUAUGCAGAUUGGAAGAUUUAGCCUCAGAUGUUGGACAGUCCUUGGAAGCUCAAUCGUCCAAUCAAGAUUACGAACCAUUAGUUGAAGGAGAAUCUAGUAACAGUUCAGAAGGAAGGCUGCAGUUGAGCUGUUUGAGAAAGUAUCGCAUCAAUAGAUCAGAGAGAGGAGGAGAUGCUGCCACCAUUCAAAAGUCCAAGCACAGGAACAUCAAAGCCUAUCAUUGCAGCAGGUGUAAGUUCACUUGCCUGACAAAGGCUCGACUGGAAGACCACCAACAGAGUCACGGAAAGGAAAAGCAUGUAUGUUCAGUUUGUGAAUACAUGACGCAAGAUUCUUCUCUAUUUGCAAUACAUUCCAAGGUUCAUGAACUUGGAAAGCCACCUUACAAGUGUGAUAUAUGUGAUUAUAUAACCAUAGAAAAAUCAAAGUUCAUAAUACACUGUAGAAGGCACACUGGAGAGAAGCCCUUCACUUGUGGCAUAUGUAAUUUUAAGUUUAUUGUAAAAUCGAGUUUAGUGGCACAUAUUGCAAAACAUACUGGAAUAAAACCUUAUGAGUGCAAAAAAUGUAAUUACAAAGCCACCACCAGACAAUCUUUGAAAUUACACAUUGAACGGAUUCAUCUCAGACAGAUUCAAAAAAAGAACUUCUGUUGUAGUCAGUGUGAUUCAGCAUUUCUUUACCGGUCAGAUUUGUUAGACCAUGAAAGGUGCAUUCAUGAAGGGGGUGAGGAAAUGCUCUACAGCUGUAAAAUGUGCAAAUUUAAAUGUAAAAGGAUGAGAAGUUUGUAUUUUCACGAGAGAAUUCAUACUGAAAAGAAAACAUUGAGUUGUAAUGAGUGCAGUUUCAAGUGUUCCAAGCCCAGCAAACUGAAUGAACAUAAAAGAAUACAUAGUGGAGAAAAGCCUUACAAUUGUAACGUGUGCCAAUAUACAGCUGCCAGGAAAGCACAUUUGAAAUUGCAUAUUAGAACUCAUACCAAAGAAAAGCCUUACUGCUGUGAUCAAUGUGACUACAGGGCUGCAUCUUCAUGUGGUCUGUCAAAUCAUAAUAGAACUCAUUGUCCUACUGGUGAAAAACGUUUCGAAUGUGAACAUAAAAAAACUCAUAGUCCUACUGGUGGGAAGCCUUUCACAUGUGAUAAUUGUGGUUACAAAUGCAAUACUUUAGUCAAUUUAAAAACUCAUAUUAGAACUCACACUGGUGAAAAACCGUUUAAAUGUGAUAUUUGUGAUUACAAGAGUGCACAGUCAUCCACUUUGAAAAAUCAUGUUCGAAUUCAUCACACUGGUGAAAAACCGUUUAAAUGUGAUAUUUGUGAUUACAAGAGUGCACAGUCAUCCUCUUUGAAAAAACAUGUUCGAACUCAUCACACUGGUGAGAAACCAUUUAAAUGUGUUAUUUGUGACUACCAGAGUUCAGAUUCGUCAACUUUGAAAAAACAUGUUCGAACUCAUCACACUGGUGAAAAACCGUUCAAGUGUGAUUUUUGUAAUUACAGGAGUGCACAGUCAUCCAAUUUGAAAAGACAUGUUCGAAUUCAUCACACUGGUGAAAAAACGUUCAAGUGUGAUUUUUGUAAUUACAAGAGUGCACAGUCAUCCAAUUUGAAAAAACAUGUUCGAACUCAUCACACUGGUGAAAAACCGUUCAAGUGUGAUUUUUGUAAUUACAGGAGUGCACACUCAUCCUCUUUGAAAGUUCAUAUUAGAACUCAUACUGGUGAAAGACCAUUCAGAUGUGAUAGCUGUGACUACCAGGGUGCAGUACUAUCCAAUUUAAAAAUGCAUAAAAGAAAGCAUCACAAAACAUAAUUAUGAGCUUUCACAUAGUGGGCUUACCCUAA